Molecule: messenger RNA, 465 nt
Organism: Sorex araneus (European shrew)
Lineage: Eukaryota; Metazoa; Chordata; Mammalia; Eulipotyphla; Soricidae
Product: interferon omega-1-like
Exons: 1
Coding region: 1-465 (154 amino acids)
Biological process (GO): natural killer cell activation involved in immune response; B cell differentiation; humoral immune response
Cellular component (GO): extracellular region
Molecular function (GO): cytokine activity; type I interferon receptor binding
Source: RefSeq, a predicted model, not a curated record
AUGGCCCUCCUGCUGCCUCUGCUCAUGGCCCUGGUGCCACUCAGCUGGGGCCCUGCUGGCUCUCUGGGCUGUGUCCUGCCUCACAACCACGUCCUGGUCAGCAGGAGGAACCUGGAGCUGCUGGGCCAGAUGAGGAGAGUGUCCCCGUUGUCCUGUCUGCGGGACAGAAGAGACUUCGGCUUCCCCUGGGAGGCGGUGGCCGACGGCCAGUUGCAGAAGGCCCCGGCCCUGUCUGCGCUGCACGAGAUGCUCCAGCAGCUCCUGCAGCUCUUGCUGAGAGAGGGCUCGGCGGCCGCCUGGAGCCCGGCCCUCCUGGAGCCGCUGCGCACGGGGCUGCACCGGCAGCUGGAAGACCUGGACUCGUGUUUGGUGCAGCUGAGUGCAGACGAGGGCUCUGCCCCUGGCCUCUGGGGCUCCACCGUGGCCAUGAAGAGGUACUUCCGGGGCAUCGCUCGCUACCUGUGA